Molecule: messenger RNA, 2075 nt
Organism: Haliotis rubra (blacklip abalone)
Lineage: Eukaryota; Metazoa; Mollusca; Gastropoda; Lepetellida; Haliotidae
Product: trafficking protein particle complex subunit 5-like
Exons: 8
Coding region: 52-639 (195 amino acids)
Biological process (GO): endoplasmic reticulum to Golgi vesicle-mediated transport
Cellular component (GO): TRAPPII protein complex; TRAPPIII protein complex; TRAPPI protein complex
Source: RefSeq, a predicted model, not a curated record
UUUUAGUGAAAACCUGGUGGCGUUAUUUCCGGUUUCCAAACCUUCUUGAAAAUGUCAUCUUUGACAAGACAGAAACCAUCGAACCUGGACAAAAAUGUCGGGAAAGGAAAGCCCGAGCCAUUGUAUCCCGAGAAGCCAGGAGUGAAUAUUGCAACCUUUGCACUGCUGUUCUCUGAGAUUGUCCAGUAUUGCCAGAACAGAGUCUACACUGUACCUGAGCUCCAGAACAAGCUGGCUGAGUUAGGUCAACAUGUUGGUUCUCAUCUGCUUGACGUCCUGUUUCUGCGAGAAAAGGGGUUCAAGCGUGAAAUCAAGCUAUUACAGAUGCUCAUCUUCAUCAAGUCCAACGUCUGGAAGACUUUGUUUGGAAAGGAGGCCGACAAACUAGAACAUGCAAAUGACGAUGAGAGAACAUAUUAUAUAAUAGAGAAAGAGUCUAUGGUGAACAAGUUCAUAUCAGUACCUAAAGAUAAAGGCAACCUGAACUGUGCAGCGUUUACAGCAGGCAUCCUAGAAGCAGUAUUAAAUGGAGCAAACUUUCCUGCCAAGGUGACUGUCCACUGGCACAAAGGGACCACCUUUAUGAUCAAAUUGGAUGAAUCUGUUAUAGCCCGGGAUAAGCACAUUGACGGCAGGUGAAGAUCGAUGAGUCCAUCAGGGUGACACAGUCAAGACUGUGUGAGAGCAGCAGUUAAAUGGGGAUGUGGUUGCUCAACAGAUGUACUCUAUCACCAUGAAGGAACAACAUUCUGUUGUCUUGGGAUGAGGGGGGAGGUGUCUGGCCAAACAACCACAAAAACUACCACUGAAAGCUGGUCCAGAAGUGUUUGUCAUCAUCUUGGAUAAAUGGAUGCAAAUAAUCAUAAAACAUAUUGUGUAAUUUCUUCAAUUAUGUGUGUGUCAUUUAGCUGAACAACAAGUGUGUCACUUAUUUGAACAUCUGAGUCACCAACUUCUGUUACAUUUGGGAUUACACUUUCUCAGUAAAGUACAGAUACUAGUACUUUUGUUGGGUUGAGUCCCGCCCGGGAUUCAAACCCACACUGACAGAGUCAGGCACCUAACCCACUCAGCUGCCACGACAAAGUGGAAGUUGCGGUUGCUGAGUGGGUUAGACGGCCGACUUUGUGUGCUGGCAAUUAGGUGCCUGACUCUGAGGGUGUGGUUUUGAAUCCUGCAUGACACACAACGCAACAAAAGUACUAGACUCUGUAUUUUACUGAGAAAGUGUAAUCGUAAUGUUAUAUUUGACCACUUUCUAAGUCACCAAGUUGAACAACAACCGUGGGACAUAACUGUCACUGAGCUGAACAACAACUGUGUCACUUAGCUGAACAACUUUUUCCACUUGCCUGACCAAGUGAGAUUGGCUGGAUCCAGCUUCAAGCAGUUGUCAGAACCUACUGAUAAUAUUCCAUUGUCUUUGCUAGUUGAGAACCUAGUAACAAAGCCAUAUUUAUUCAAAAUGGAAAGAAAUAUGAUACAUCUGUAGUUAGUAGUAGGGUAUACCAUACAUGUUCAGUUUAUGAUUCUAUCAUUUUUUGCAAUAAUUAAAACCUUUGUUUUGACCAUGCUCUUCAGUGGUAUUUUGGCUUUGUAACCUCAGACAUGGGAAGCUGUUUGCUGUACGAUGGCCUUCUAUUGUCAACAGCUUUGAAGUAUGUUUGCCGCCAUAUGAAACUGUGCAUUGCAUAUCCAAUUGAACUACCUAUUUUCUGUCAUUACAAUUUUGAGGUUGUAGCACAAUUGGCUUUGUAUCACUGCAUCCGUUCUUUAACCCCCGACAAGUAAACAUGGAUUUGUCAUUUGCUGUCAGUUAAUCAUCAAAUUGGGUGUAAAGUCUGAACUGAGUCAACAAAGCUGUUUCUGUUGAACAGUGGUACACCCUUGUCAUUUUUUAACUCUCACUGGAUACAGUGAUACUCACCAAAAGCUUGAUGUUCUAUGUGUAGUAUAGUUAAAAUUAAAAAUCCACAUUUACUUGCUUUCUGUGCUGUAAUGUAUAAUUUAAGCUACCUUUGAUUUGAUGAUAUGCUGUAUAUACAUAUAUAUAUAUUUUAAAAAAAGUACUAGUA